CUGUUUAUGUUGGUAUGUUGCGUCAGCAUUUGAUUACUAUUGGUUGUAUUUCUUUUAAAAUCGGAUUUCGUAGCUUACUUUGUAAUUACAUCCUCGCUAUAAAUCAAGUUUGCUUAUCGUAAUUACAGCGUUUAAAAACUGAAACUUAUCUUCCUACGCAUAAUUUCGUGCGUGUCGUUAGCUGAUGAUUAUCUCUCCAAUUGGCUUACUGCACGUAAGCAUAGUGCACAUAAGUUGAAUGGGAUGACACAUCAAAAUAUUCUCAGUGUAGAUUUGUAUGUAAUACUGAGUAUAAUAUUACGUAAUCGAAGAUUUAAAUGUGAGAAAUGAAGUUUUUCUUUGUACUGCUGUCUGUUCUUCAGUUUUCUGGAAUUUUCUGUGAUCUGCAAAUGCGCAAUGGGAUGUCUACACGUUCAGUUAAGGGUGACUUUCCUCAUCUAAGGUUGUGAAGUAAAGGUGUUACUGAAAUUUGUAAUAUUGCUUUCGCUGCACUGAUUAUUUUUCAAACACAAUGCAUCCUAGCCGCAGAAGACAGCCCGGUAUGGGACUGAUGUUGUUAUUUUAUCAGUUAUUUGGUGUGAUCGGGAUUGACAGAAUUCCACCGGUUACGUUAGGUAUUAUAGGACUUCAAGUAGCGUCAUUUUUAAGACUUUUUAGAGUACCGUGGUAUGAUACUCGCCAUGCAUGUGUAAGUGCGUAUAAGGUGUGGAGAAAGAAAGAAUACAUGCGUUUGUUAUAUGCAGCAUUUGAACAUGCCGAUGAUUGGCAUCUUUAUUACAACAUGUGUUCAUUUGCAUUAAAAGGUCAGUCUCUAGAAAGAAGAUUUGGUAGCAAGCGAUUUUUGUACAUCAUUUCAGUUUUCACAAUUCUGACAAAUGUUGUGUUAGUGGCAUUACAUCUGCUGGCAGGAGAAUUUUUCAAAGAAAAUGGUAUUGAGGAUCAGUGUGCGAUUGGAUUUUCGGGUGUUAUAUUUGCAUUAAAGGUACUAACUACAUAUUAUGAUCAUAAUUAUGCUCAACAAGUUAUGGGUAUACCAAUAAUUGUAUCAGCAAGAUAUGCAGUAUGGUUAGAAUUACUACUAAUACAGAUGUUUGUUCCAAAUGCUUCCUUCUUUGGACAUUUAGCUGGAAUAUUAGUUGGAAUGGCAUAUGUCAAAGGACCUCUCAAGUAUUUUAUGGAUUUGUUAUACUCUUUAAUAAGCAAAAUUAUUUCACCAUCUCCAACACCCCGAUUUACUCCUCGUGCAGAACCAUCGGGAUAUGCAAGUGCAAGUUAUAGAGAAUAUGUACCUUCUGGUAUGAGUGAGGAGGAGCAGUUAAGGAGAGCCAUGGAAGAAAGUCUUCAUGAAGAUCCCCAUUCAUCUCAUAAUAAUGUACCUCCUUAUUCCACUUCAUUUCAUUCUGGUUACUCUGCACCACCGCCACCUGGUUUUUUUUUUGAUAAUGCUUCACCACCUCCCCCAGGUUUUAUGCCUGAUACUGAAGAAUUACGUAAUAGACGACAGGCUCAUUUUAUGAGUCGUUAAAUUGUGGACAUGCGUGAUAAUUAUUACUAACAGCAGUGAACAUAUGUUUUUGCAUGUUGACAUUGUUUGAUACAGUGUAACAUAUUUUAUUGAAAUGACACUGCUCUCCUUAAGGAAAAAAUAAUAAGGUAUAUUUAUUUGUUACAAAUGUUAUACUCUCAACGUACAUUUUUUAAUCUGGCAAUUACUUUGGUAAUUAUUUUAAUUUACUGCAUUCAGCUGUAUCUGUGUGUGUUUAUAAGUGUAACAUUCUAAAGUAUUAAAUGUAAAAAUACAGAGUAAUGUACAGUGUAAUAAUUCCAUCGACUCCUAGGGAUACUGUGUAAAAAUAUAGUAUAAUAAUUUUGUCUACUUCUAGAGAUAUAUUUUGGUAUGCAGCUUGUAUUUUUAUAAUAGUUUAUUAUGCUAUACAAACAUUUGCAGUACAUAUACUUUAUUAUUUUUUAAAUAUUUAUAUUAGUUUAAGUAUAAAAUAAGCAAGGUGAUCUGUGCACUCUUAAAUGUAAAAAUUCUGUUUGUCUUAGAUAGAUCCUUCCUUUGCCACUGUGCCUUUUAAUUUAGUUUUGCUGUUGCGUUUAACAUUAAUAAUGUUUGAAUUAAUGUAUUAAAUAACUUAUUUAUGCCAGAAGUCAGUGUGUGUUAAGCAUUUUACACAGAUAAUGAAUGUAAUUAAAAAAAUAUUAAUUAUUACUAGAAGUGUGUGAAAAGUUAUAAUCCAUCUUGUAUUCAUUUUACUGUAGAAAAUGGAUUAUUUGAACUUUAGCAAAUCAUAUGAAUAUUGAAAUAUAGAAUGCAGAAUUAAUAUUGACUCUUCUGGUAAAAUGCUUUUUUUAUUUAUGAUUUUCCCUUUCCUCCUCUGAUUUGUUCAUUUUUGUUUUCAUAAACAUCAUUUAGUUAUAUCCAAUAUUAGGUUUAAUCUUAUAUCAUACCUACAUUGUAAAGUAUUUUUUUAAUGCUUUAAAAUGUUAAGUCUCAGUAUUUAUUUCAUUUAUAAAUUAUUUUAUCAGAUGAAAGUUUCGUUUAUAAAUCUUGUAAGGAACAUUUAUUGUCAGUUCUUUCUAAAGAGAAAGUUUAAAAACAAGGUGUACAUUGUAAAUUUAAAAGAAUAAUUAAAGGGAAUCCUUCAAUUGUAAUUUCCUCAUUAGGUUGUUUAGAAAGUAGUUUCGUUUUUUGUCAUGAAAAGAAAAUUUUUUCGUGUAAUAUGUUAAUAUUUUAUUGAAUUAUAUAUUGACCAUUUUAGUCCAAUA
Molecule: messenger RNA, 2772 nt
Organism: Stegodyphus dumicola
Lineage: Eukaryota; Metazoa; Arthropoda; Arachnida; Araneae; Eresidae
Product: rhomboid-related protein 4-like
Cellular component (GO): membrane
Molecular function (GO): serine-type endopeptidase activity
Source: RefSeq, a predicted model, not a curated record